AUGGCCAGCGUGCUCAGUCGCUUUAUCCGGAAGCGUGCUGCACCGGUAACAAGCAGCAGCCAGAACGAUGGCUCACUCGAUCCUAGUCCGUCAAUCGUGAAGCGGAACGAGAAAUACGACGCUGAGAUUGGUGUGAGAGGGAAUUCUGGUGCCAGUGAUUCCGACGAGAAGAAAACCAGUCCUGCGAUAGACCCGGACGAUAGCGAGGAAGACUUGCCUGACGAUAUCAAAGAGAUCCCUCUCAUCGUUCGAAAAAUUGUGUCUCUCGAGGAUGAUCCAACACUGCCUACAAUCACAUUCCGGUAUUUUGUUCUUGCGUUUUUCUUUGUCGCCCCAGGAGCCGUCCUCUACCAGAUGGGCCUCUAUCGUACUACAUCCUCCGCAUACCCUGUGCUCUUUGUGCAAAUUGCGUCCCAUUACUGUGGCUUGUGGCUGGCAAAAGUCCUCCCAGCAUGGGAAAUCCGUGUUCCUGGUACUAAAUGGAGCUUCAACCUGAAUCCAGGCCCUUGGAGUCCUAAAGAGCAUGUACUCGUGACAGUGACUGCCGCUUCUGGGGCGACCUCGAAUGCUGCAUGGUCAACAAUAUCUCUCGCACAGCUUUAUUUUGACACGAAGAUUCCUGCCGCUGCCUGCAUCUUCUUCAUGUGGGCAAUCGUGUUCCUUGGGUACGCGAUGGCCGCUUUGGUUCGUCAAUUACUUCUGUACGAUCCCAUCUAUGUGUGGCCGUACUCCCUCAUGCAGACGUCUGUUUUCGAAACUCUGCGGAAGUCGUCCACAGACUCUUGGAUCGCGAGGAAGCAGAAGUACGUCUUCUUUGGCGCUUUUGUAGCUGUAUUCUUCUGGCAAUUCUUGCCAGAGUACGUCUUUCCCUUCCUCAGCUCGCUUUCGUUCCUUUGCUGGGUUGCUCCUCACAAUGAGAUUGCAAAUUUCAUUGGUGGCGGUAUCGGUGGCAUGGGGUUCUUGAACCUCUCGUUGGAUUGGUCUAACAUCUCGACUGGUACUUUGACCAACCCUAUGAUCGUGCCCUUCUGGACAACAGCUGUCUUGUCCGUGGCAUUCGUAGUGAAUUGCUGGAUUCUCAUCCCAGCUGCGAAAUGGGGCAACUUGGGAUCUUGGAAACACAGUCUGAUGUCCAAUCGCAUUUUUCUCGAAAACGGGACUAGGUAUCCUGUCGAUUCACUCAUGACACCCGACUUGCGCUUCAACGUCACAGCAUACGAGGAACUAGGACCUAUCUACAUGGGCACGCAGACAAUUUGGAGCCUUUUCUUCGACUAUGCCUCAUACAUAUCGGCACUUACUUGGAUGAUCCUUUUCGGCUGGCCUCAGAUCAAAGCAACCCUUGGGAAGAUUCGGGAACGCACGAAAUCUCGAGGCAAAGAGACUGUCAAUGAAACGUACAAUGACCGUCUGAACGUUCUCAUGCGCGCAUACAAGGAGGUUCCUCUGUGGUGGUACCUCGUCCUUUUCCUCGUCUCUUUCACCACAAUCAUCACGAUUCUGGGUUGCGGAUAUUUCUUCAUCCCAAUAUGGACCUUCUUCGUCGCCUUGUUCACCACCGGUCUCAUGAUUGUCCCCUUCAGCUGGCUGUACAGCUUUAGCGCCUUCCAAGUUCCCAUCGGCUCCUUCAAUGAGCUCCUCUAUGGCUACAUGAUUCAAGCCAGUUCGACCCACCGCCAUCCUGCCGGCGCAUCUGCUUAUGGCAGUCUUGCAGGCGAUAUCUGGUACCGCGCCCAGUAUAUGCUCCAGGACCAAAAAAUUGGACAUUACUGUCACGUGAGCCCGCGUGCCAUUUUCUUCUCCCAAAUAUUCGGUGAGUUCAUUGGCGUGCCUAUCAACUACGGUAUCAUUCAGUGGGUCAUCAAAGAGAAACGAGACUACCUGCUCGGCCUGCGGACGGAUUCGCUGAAUCAGUGGACGGGACAGGCGCUGGCGAAUUACUACACGUAUGGCGUGCAGUACGUGCUCGUGGGUCCGAAGCGUUUGUUCGCGCAACAUAUGUACUCACCGUCGCCGUAUGCAUUUCUGUUUGGCGCGGGAGCACCGUUUGUGAUAUGGUCGCUUCACAAGUAUGUACCGCAGCUGAAGUUCCUGAAGUUACAGCUUUGGAACGUGACAAUCUUCUGCUCGGGUAUGUCGGUGUUUUAUGGCAAUCUGUCAACGGGCUAUAUCUCGCGGUUCAUCGUGGGUUAUAUCUCGAUGCGUUAUUUCUUGCGGAAGCGAUUUGAGACGUGGAGGCGGUACAAUUUUCUGAUUGCGGCGGCGCUGGAUGCUGGGUUCAACUUUGCUCUGCUGGCGAUGUUUGUGAUUUUCAGCUCUGGAAAGGUCGUUGUGAUGCCGAAUUGGUGGGGCAAUAAUGAGCAGAGUGUUGAGCGGUGUUUCGCGCUGGAUUCGUAG
Molecule: messenger RNA, 2397 nt
Organism: Pseudovirgaria hyperparasitica
Lineage: Eukaryota; Fungi; Ascomycota; Dothideomycetes; Acrospermales; Acrospermaceae
Product: OPT superfamily oligopeptide transporter
Exons: 4
Coding region: 1-2397 (798 amino acids)
Biological process (GO): transmembrane transport
Molecular function (GO): oligopeptide transmembrane transporter activity
Source: RefSeq, a predicted model, not a curated record